GGAAUUGAUAUAAAGUUGUACCAAAUGAAUAAAGGAAGAAGAAGAGGUAUUGCUUUACCGCCUGGACGGAGUUUUUCAUUCAACCAAAACGAUUUCAGCAAAGGUAAUCUUUACUCAAUUGAUAAACAUAAUGAAACCUAUAUUAAACAAAACAAUGCAGAACAAAGUCCAACGAAAGAGGCUCACGAGGAUACAACAAGGAAUCUAUUUAGGCGGGAUCGCAGAAGUUCAGCGUGCAGUAUGACUCUACCAUUGGGUCCGGAGAGAAGGAGAAAGAACUCGUUUCAAAUUGGUCGUCUCACGUCGAGCAGGAUUCAGGGACUUGUACAACAGGAUGAUAUUGAAAGUCAUUUUACCGUCAUACUUGGCUCGCCUGCCGUUGGAAAGACAGGUGAGACCAAAUAUCAAUUAUAUUGAAGAGCUCUAUAUAUCUGCUUCGUAGAGGUCCAGUAAGAGUCAUCGCUUAUUGGUCCAAUGUUAUAGUACGAGAGGAAACCUGAACUAAGCUAACUUUAUUUAUCCUGGAUAGUUCUAUCAGUUCUAAAUUGUUUUCCCUAGAGGUACAGUAAGAUCAUCUCUUAUUGAUCCAGUGUUUAUACGUGAGGAAACCUGAACUAAACUAACUUUAUUUACACUGGAUAGUUCUAUCAGUUCUAAACUGUUCACCCUAGAGGUAUUGUUUCCACUAUAUAGUUAAUGUUGUAACAAGUCUGGAACAAGUUGUUAUCGCCUUCUUACCAGGUUGACGAUGGUAACGGACUUGCAACAAGUUGUUCCAACAAGACUGAUCAUGAUAAAGGCUUUUCGUAUAUGGUGUCAUCAAUUUGUUACGUGCAGACGAUAUCAGCCUUGUUGGAACAACUUGUUGCGAGUCUGUUAGCCUCAUGAACCUUGUCGUCAGUAACUGGGAACAAGCAUGCAGUCGAACACAUCUUGUUGACAAGCUGGGCGAAUUUUUAAGCCCAUACCUAGAGUUCCAGUAUAAAUAAAGUUAGUUUAGUUUAGGUUUCCUCCUAUAGUAACACUGGAUCAAUAUGAGAUGAUCCUUACUGGACCUCUAUAGGGGGAACAGUUUAGAACUGAUAGAGCUAUCCAGUAUAAAUAAAGCUAGUUUAGUUUGGGUUUCCUCCUGUAGUAACACUGGAUUACUCAUGGACUUCUAGGGAGAACAGUUUAGGAUAAAAGUAUCCAGUAUAAAUAAAGUUAGUUAAGUUUAAUUUCAGACACUAAUUAAACUUUGAAUUAAAUAGAGCUUAACAAAUUUUGACUUGUCGAAUGUCGCUAACUAAUAUAUUUUGUACAUAUUGAAACACACUUGCGGAAAUGAAAUGAUUAAGAAAUCCGUUCUUAAUGUCAUCGCUAAUCCGUCGUGAAUAAACAUGAAUUAUAACAAGAAAUAAAUGAUCUUUGGGGAUUAACUUCUAAUCGAUCUAACCGAUCUGCCUUCUUAAAUUAUAUUUUUUGGGUCAAACAAAAGGUUUUCAAGCGUUGAGCCGGAUCAAGAGUGCACGAGAGUUGAAAGUCGUGCGAUCUUGGUUAGCUGUUCUUAAUGCUUUCACAUAUGGUAAAUUUCAGCCUGGGAUGAGUUAGAAUUUCAGUUCAAUCCCGGGGUGAAAUCUCACCCGAGCUGAAACAAUCAAGUCUCAAAAUAGAGCCAUUCCGCUUCUUCGAAGAAUUUAAAAUGUUGUUCAUGUCUAUUAUUUGACUUGUGCGAUACUGUGGUUGCAUUUAAAAGUAGAAGAGAAAGAAAUAAAGCCACUUAGGGCCUGUUUAUAUGGUCCUGCUUACCGGGAUUCAAUGAAGUGUGAUGUAUUUUGAGCUAAGAGUUUCAGCCCUAAACCGGCAAAAGUUAGAUAACUUUAAAUAUUGUUUAAACGAAAUUAGGAACGCGCUAGAAGUUAUGUAGUGGAAGAAGACGAUUAAUAGCAUUCAACAACAUUUGGUUUUUGUCUAAAACAUAUGGAAUUUCAUACAAUUUGUAAAAAGCAAUUUUGAUUUUUUCUGCAAUUUUGCAAUCAUAAAAUGCAACUUAUUUCAAUUGCUCAAAAUACGUCGCACUUCACUGAAACCCGCGGGUAAGCGGGACCAUAUAAAAGGCCCCUUAAACGCUGUUUUUUUUUCUCUUCUCAACCCGGGUUGAAAUGUCCCGUUGAUUACAUGACAAUCUUCAGCCUGGGUAGCUUCAACCGGGCUGAAACGAAUCCCGGGCUGAAACGAAUCCCGGGCUGAAACGAAUCCCGGGCUCAUAUUUCUGUCAUGUAGUCGCUUGCUGUGUUUUAAUAGAAUCGUUAGGCCGGGCUGAAAACCUGAAAAAUGUCCAUGUAAUCAGCUCCUCAAUAUAGGAUCCUAGCUGUGUUUAAACCUGCCUUGACAAUCGCUUUACGAUUUUAGUCGGUCAAUGGAAUUUGACCAGCGCAAAUUCUGCAUUCAUUUAUAUACUUAAUUAACUCAUUAAGCUGCAGAGCUCCCCCAUUGACGAGUAAAAUCGUCUGGCGUUAAGCUAGCCUGCGUGCAGGUUUGGGCCUGCACGCAGGCUAGCGUUAAGCCGGUUUUCCCACUAGCGAAUUUUUUCGCAUGAAGAGACCUUUUUCCUUUGUCGGUAGCACUUAUUACAUCAGCAAGAUGUGGCAAAGUGGAUGCCGAUAAAGGAAAAAGGUCGCUUCGUGCGAAAAAAUUCGCUAGCGGAAAAUCGGCUUUAGACAAGUAAAAAAUAAGUGGGGCGCAUUGCGGCUCAGUGGGUUAAAUAGAGACAUUGUCAGAUUUUUUGGUUAACUCAUUAGGCUGCAGAGCUUCCCCAUUGACGAGUACAAUCCUCUGGCGUUAGACAAGCAAAAAAAAUAAGUAGGGCGCACUGGGGCGCAUUGCGGCUCAAUGGGUUAAACAAAAAAGCAAGCGAAAGCGCAUGUCUAUAGUAUAGUAUGUUCUCCUAACACAUAUACUGGUAUAUUUGAAACGAUGGCACUGAGCCUUGCCAUCAAAGAUCCAAGGAGGUUAUUAGCAUUUUAAUAAGCAAGCCGACAAAAUACUACCAAUAAAAAAGAUCAAUUUUAACAGAUUAUGACAAUUUAAUCUCCUCGCGCUCAAGCAACUAAAGUCUUUGUCUGACAGAGAAAACACAAAUGGGUUUGUGUCAGUUGUACUGUAAGACAGUAUUUUGAUGACAGAUAAUUUCAAUUGAACACCAUACAGUACAGUCAAAACAGUGCGUACCUUAAACGUAAGACAAAUAAGUCUUGGUAAAUAGGAUGAUUGUUUAAUUUUGAUUAAAAGUCAUAUGAAUAAUACAUUCAGUUUUUCAAGAAAUGGAAAUCAUUGAAACUAUAAGGUAACUUUAUUUAUACUGGAUAGCUCUGUACCAGUUCUAAACUGUUCUUUCUAGAGGUCCAGUAAGAGUUAUCUCUUAUUGAUCCAGUGUUACUACAGGAGGAAACCUAAACUAAACUAACUUUAUUUAUACUGGAUAGCUCUAUCAGUUCUAAACUGUUCUUCCUAGAGGUCCAGUAAGGAUCAUCUCUUAUUGAUCCAGUGUUACUACAGGAGGAAACCUAAACUAAACUAACUUAUUUAUACUGGGUAGCUCUAUCACUUCUAAACUGUUCUUCCCAGAGGUCACCCUUUGUAUUGAUCCAGUAAAUCAAACCCGUGUAUUAUUCUUUUUCUAGCCUUGGUUGUUCGCUACAUCACCGGCAGAUUUGUGCAUGAAUACGAUCCAACGUUAGGUAAGCUGACCGAAAUGCUCAUGGAACAACAAAAAAUUAUUAAUUACUCUCUAUAUUACACGUAUCGUCAGUAUGUAACGGUAAAUAAAUGUUGCUUUAGAAAUGACUUACGAAAAAGUACAAGAAGUGGGAAAUGUGAAGGGAAUAUUACGCAUCAUGGAUACUGCUGGCUCGGUAAGAAAUAUAUAGGCUGUCCCAAAAUAAUUUGUACUGGCUAUGUUCCAGAUUGUUACACAGCUAAAUGUAACAAUCUAAAACCACUAAAAUCUGGAACAUAGGUAUUGCAUUUUGGGGGACACCUGUAUGUAUAUAUAUACAAUGAGUAUGAAUGCAUGGCAACAAUGGGUAACUAGAUGGUAUUGAGAACAGUAACAUUCUGAUCACCGGAUCAUGACUAUCCAGAAAACAGUGAGAUUUUCAAAAUAAUGGGAAAAAAAAACAAUGAAACGUUCUGAUCACGGGAUCAUGACUCGAUGGCAUGGAGAACAAUGGGAUUUUCAAAACAAUGAAACGACAAUGGAACAUUCUGAUCACUGGAUCAUGACUGGAUGGCAUAGAGAACAGUGGAAUUUCAAAACAAUGAAAAGAAAAUGAAAGAUCUAAUCACUGGAUCAUGACUGGAUAACAUGAAGAACAGUGGGAUUUUCAAAACAAUGGAACAUUUCGAUCACUGGAUCAUAACUGGAUGACAUGGAGAACAGUGAGAUUUUUCAAAACAAUGAAAAAACAGUGGAACAUUCUGAUCACGGGAUGGUGACUGUAUGGCCCUAUAUUGUUAGCUAUGUAGUAAUGUCCCCGUGUGUUUUUUCUAGAUCGAAAGUUGUACUAGCUACAUUAGAAAGGCAGAAGGAAUAAUCGUGGUCUACUCUAUCACAGACCGCUACAGUUUCGAAACGGCUAAAGACUAUUUGAGAACUAUCAAAGAAUACCAACGACUCGGCUCGCCGUUUGAUUACGAACUGCCGACGAUUCUUGUCGGAAACAAACGUGAGCUCCGACGAGGACGCGAAGUAAGCCGAGAUGAAGCCCGAGCGACGGCGAAGGAGUUCGGAUGCCUCUUCAUUGAAUCGUCGGCUGCUUACGACAGAAAUGUGCAAAAAAUUUUCACAAAUUUAUUUUUACAAAUUCACCGCAUUAAGCAAGAACGACAAACGACUAUUGCUAACAAUGCACGAGGUUUUGUAAGCUCGGUAAAAAACUUUUUUCAGUCGAAGAAAAAAUGAAUGUCAAUAUACUUAAAGAAUAUAUGGGAUAAAAUGUUCUUACCACAC
Messenger RNA from Paramuricea clavata, 4990 nucleotides. The record is from the annotation of a GenBank genome assembly. NCBI's taxonomy places the organism in Eukaryota, Metazoa, Cnidaria, Anthozoa, Malacalcyonacea, Plexauridae.